GACGUAAAGUUAAAUCGGAGUUAGCUUAAUUACAUUUCUUAUGUUUUCUCAGCGUAUAAUACAACGACUUCCAUAGCAAUUCAGUUGUUUUUCCCAACAGUUUUGAACGCAACACCGGAACACGGCAGCCAUGGCAACACAUGUCAGGAGGUUACAGCUGACUGUAACUUGGGCGUUUGUUUGACGGGAGUCGUUAAUCAAACCUGGGGCUAGGAAAACCAAUGUGAUAUAUUAGUGACAGGGACACGACAGGUAAAGUUAGAAAGAGACAGGCGCAGUUUUGCAGCCAAAACAACGACGUGCGUCAAUGUUAAUUAAGUCGUAAUAAAGCUAGAAGGCUAAUAACUAAGCUGCUAGCUUGGAAGUUGGACGCAACCAUGAUUGUAGAUGCAGGUGAUGUAAAGCACAUGAAAGUUUAGUGGUAUCCGUAUUCUACUACAAUACUUUGGUCGGUUGGCAAGAGCUACGGAGUUCAGGACCAUGUCCGGGAGAGGAGCGCCUUUGCCAGUGGACGGGAACGGCCUGCUCCGCGGGAGCCGCACUCGGUCCUACGGCAGCUUGGUUCGGUCUCCGGUCUCCCCGGCUCAGCAGAGACGCAUCGAACACAAACUUCAGCCAGGAGAGACACUGCAAGGCCUGGCCCUGAAAUACGGAGUCACAAUGGAGCAAAUCAAAAGAGCAAACAGGCUGUACACCAAUGACUCAAUCUUCCUGAAGAAAUCCCUGUCCAUCCCCGUGCUGUCGGACUUGGACCACUGCAAUAACGGGGCAGAUUUGGCUCAAGAGGACAGUGGAGGAGGCGAUACUGGCCGAGCUCCUGCACAAAAUGGUCACACUGGGAGCUCCUCGGAGAAGAAGCUCUACAGUGGAGAGGAGAGUGCAGGAGACAUUACUCCAGAGAGUUUUUUGAAAAGGAUGGAUGAGUUGAUAAACUGGUCGAAGCAGGCUGCUGUCAAAGGAUAUCAGGAUGCAGAGAAAAGGGUUGCCGCCCUGGAAGCCGCGUGCACCAGUGGGACGUCAGACCAACAGCCUUUUACUAGGUCACACAGUGUCACGUCGUUCUCUAAAAUGCAGCAGCAGGAAGCGACAUAUGUCGCAGUGCCGCGCACCAUCACCAAACUCACCAGGAAACUGAGAGACAGGGAAGAUGAGAUCUUUGAGCUGUGACAUUUUGCCUCUGGCCUCAUUUUUAUAAUUAAAGACACAUUCCCAGAAGGUCCUGUUGCUCCGGGAUAAGACAUCACAGACAAAGGAAUGGAUACCGUGUGAUUCCCUGCUGCUGUUUGGAAUUAAAGAAUGAAAUACAUCAGUAAUGAAGGUUAAUAGACCUUUUAAAAAAAGUUAACACUGACCUUUAACAAGUCAUUGCACUCCUGUAGCCUUAUUUAUCUAUGAGGUAAUGAAAAACAUACAGUGGCCAACAACUGCAGAGUUAGUUUUUCUUCUUUCACAUGCAGGAAAUAGGAGCGUGAAAUGUUAAAAAUGUGAAUUUAAAGUCACAUGUUGGUUUAGUCAUAUGACCCUUUGAUAUGGUCAACUGCCCAUGGUUGUGUGUAAUUCUACCUCAAACAGAAAAACACUAGAACCUAACCACACACAUAGUGUAUUUAUGUCUUUCACUACUGAUGAGUUCAUAUAACCAUAGUUAAAAAUAAUAUAUUUUCACAACAAUUAUUUUAUUGUUUGUAAAAGGAGAUGCUUUUUAUUUAUUCAUUUAUUUUGCAUAGUUUCUUUGUUUUUCUUACAAAACCAAAGUUUUGAUCCCAUGUUAAGGGUAAAGGUUUACAUAUAUAUUUAUUGAUUUUAUUGUCUCAAACAGGUGAUUCUCCUUGAAGCAGUUGAAACAAACAAAAAAAAGCAAUAUCCUGUAACUGAUUUUUCUCCAUGUUGCUGCUCACACAAAAGGAAAAACACCCUGCAGCUAAACACUACAUGACAGUAUUUGACUGAUGAGGAGCCAUGUCUACUACACAGGGCUCAACUUUACCCUUGUCUGUUAAAAUCCAGUGCCUUUAUUUUGGGAAAAACCAAAAGAAAAACACGUCUGAAUCUCAGCCAAUGAAUAAUGACAUAAACAUUCACACUUGCACAAUCAACACCCUUCAGGAGUGGUGAUGUUUCAAAACAUGUUUUGUAAUAAUGGGAGCUAUUGUCCACUGUGCGGUUCUUUCAUCUAUAAUAAGCUCCGCAUGUGUCAGUAAACGCAGCUAUGUGCAUGGAUUUGCUCAUGCAUCAUCCUGUCCACCAGGUGGCAGUGCUGUACUACAGUGGCAUUGUUCCUUGCAUGCUAUGCUGCUGUUUUCCCUUUUCUUUAUAUCAGUAGAACAUCAGUAGUAAAGGGGUGAAACUUUUCCAGGUUUUUCAUCUUAAACAUUAGUUGACUUUUCUUUGUCUAAUAAAACAACUGUACAUACAUCAAUUUA
This is a messenger RNA of Solea solea (common sole), 2423 nucleotides long. It is a transcript of the gene lysmd1, whose product is annotated as LysM, putative peptidoglycan-binding, domain containing 1. The coding region runs from base 481 to 1167 and encodes 228 amino acids. The record is from RefSeq and is a predicted model, not a curated record. The transcript is spliced from 3 exons. NCBI's taxonomy places the organism in Eukaryota, Metazoa, Chordata, Actinopteri, Pleuronectiformes, Soleidae.